Molecule: messenger RNA, 1238 nt
Organism: Pieris rapae (cabbage white)
Lineage: Eukaryota; Metazoa; Arthropoda; Insecta; Lepidoptera; Pieridae
Exons: 3
Coding region: 417-1127 (236 amino acids)
Source: RefSeq, a predicted model, not a curated record
AAAGCGGUAGAGUACGUAGAAAACUUUCCGGUAUCAACAUGGCUAGACCCACAGUUAGUCAUACAAAAGUGUUGUUGUAUAUCGAUAACGUUUUGACAUCAUUACGUCUAGACGCCCGGCCCCCAAUGCUUUAGAAUUGCAAAUUUUGCUUACUUAGUACUUACAAUAUUUUUAUUUGUAAAAUUUAAAAAAGAAUCGUAGAAUAUUUAGUCAGUCAAAUAGUUUACUACCUUUGUAAGAUGAUAAUAAUUCUUAAUAGAUAAUUUUAUAUGGAAUUUAGUUAGGACAUUAAACCUAUUUUUUACUGUAUGAUUAUUACUAGAGUGGAUUCAGAUCUUAUUUUGAAAACAUAUUUGCCACUAGUAUGGAAAGUAGUUAGUUGUUCAGAUUAAGUGUAUGCAAGUGCACUUUUUAACAUGACUGAAAAUAAGUGCUUGCCAUUACUGUUGAUAAGCACUAGUGAUUUCAACUGUGUUGAGAAAUUUUUAGCAGAUCUAGUGGAAGAAAACCAGCCUGCUAAGGGAAUCGCGACAAACGAAAGCCGCGUGUGGCGCAUACAGAACAAGUACUACCGUGCCCAAGUUCAUCUGCUCGUCUGGCCAGAUGGAGUGCCAUCGCCGCCACACAUCGGCGGCCGUUUCGAAGCGCACGUCAUCUACUUGCGCGCAGAUGAGGGCGAGGAGGAGGCCGAGAGGCGUGCGACGGCUGCGGAUGCCGUAGGAGGACGACCGCACGUCCGCCUGGCUGUCUUCGAGGGGCCUGAGACCGACGGUCUGGUCGCCUGGGGUCUGCGCCGCCGCUUCGAACUCGUCCCCAUGACGCCCAACCCUGAGUCAGACGAUGAGUGCGGAGCGGACAGGGCGCGAGCCGCGCUGCACGCGCACAUGUGGCCCGGCCUCGAGCGAGUGGACGCACUUGCAACUUACCGACCGCCGGAUUCGCUCUCGGGGAGCGGCGACGAGGACGAGGGCGAAGAGGCGUGGGGCGAGUGGGAGGCGUGGGAAGUGGUCGGGGCGGCGCGGGAAGGCCGCGGGGCUCUCGGAGCCGAGCCGGACGCCGAGCGGCGGCUGAGAGCGGAGACGCUGCUGCAGGCCUUUCUGGCCACGUUCCGGCCUCGCGCUCCUUGAUGGGAAAGACGAGCUUUGUCUUGUGAGCCCACUAUUCUAUACAAGGAGACAGGAGAGCAUAGGGGGACAAUAAGUCGAGUCAAGUGGGUGCCUAAUAAAAGUAAAUCACAA